This is a messenger RNA of Hyaloscypha bicolor E, 861 nucleotides long. RefSeq lists its product as uncharacterized. The transcript is spliced from 2 exons. The record is from RefSeq and is a predicted model, not a curated record. Bases 1 to 861 code for a protein of 286 amino acids. NCBI's taxonomy places the organism in Eukaryota, Fungi, Ascomycota, Leotiomycetes, Helotiales, Hyaloscyphaceae.
AUGCAAUACUCAUCAGUCAUCCUCCUUGCGGCUUUCGCUGCCACUAAUGUCUUCGCACACGGUGUCAUUGACUCCGUUGUCGGUGCUAACGGUGUGACCAUGCCAGGUCUCUCCGUUGCGGAUGGAACUCCUCGUGAUUGCGCUUCCCCAGCAUGCGGCUCUGAGGCCGAUACCUCCAUCAUCCGCCAAAACGAGAUUGGCACCAGCAAGGCCACCGCUCUCGGCCGGACCAACGGUGGUGGACCAGUCGACGCCGCCAAGAUGGUGGCCCUCUUCAUGGGCGCCGCUGGCAACGCAACUGAAGCCAAGAUGGCCCGCGAGGUCCACGCCGCCAACGUCCUCCGCCGCUCCCUCGGUGAGCGUGCGGCCAACGGAGGAACCAAGACCCCCUCCGGCACCAAGGAGACCGCCGUCAAGGCCGCAGCAGGUGUCGGAGCCACCUCGGGCAUGCCCACCACCGCGGACGACGGAACCGUCAAGAUGACCUUCCACCAAGUCAACCAGGACGGUGCCGGACCCCUGACCGCCAUGGUCGACGCCACUUCCGGUGGAACCGACCCGAGUGCCUUCAAGACCGCAACCGUCACCCAGAACGUCCCGGGUAUCGGCAUCGGCGGUCUCUCCGCUGCCCAGACCAUGGACUUCCCCGUCGCCAUCCAGAUGCCAGCGGGCAUGACCUGCUCCGGCUCCGUCGGCGGCGCCUCGGGCGUCUGCGUUGCCAAGCUCCAGAACUCUGCCCUUGCCGGCCCCUUCGGUGGCUCCGUCGCCUUCACACAAUCCGCUGCCGCCAAGAAGCGCGCGGUCGAGUACAACCUCAGCAAGCGCCGCUUCGCCCGCGCGCUUGCCAGCGACAACGAGUAA